AUGAGGAGGGAAAACCAUACCCAGGUGACUAAAUUCGUGUUAGUUGGAUUUUCUGCUUUCCCAGACCUGCAGGGAGUGUUAUUUGCGGUGUUCCUCCUCAUGUACCUCAUGACCCUGGCAGGAAAUUUGGCCAUCAUGACUGUGAUCUGGAUUGACAGGUGUCUGCACACCCCCAUGUACCUUUACCUGGGGGUUUUGUCCUUCUCCGAGACCUUCUACACCAUUAUCAUUAUCCCUAAGGCGCUGGUGAACCUGGUGGCAGAAAGCAAAACCAUCUCGCUCCCAGGAUGUGUCGCACAGAUGUUCUUCUUUCAUGGACUGGGGGGAACAAACUGCAUGAUUUUAACAGUGAUGGGCUAUGACCGAUAUCUAGCAAUAUGUCACCCCCUGCACUAUGGGAGCCUCAUGAGCCUGAACGUUUUUGUUAAGCUGGUGGUUGGGUCUUGGAUCAGUGGGUUCCUAGUGUCCCUAGUCCAGACCAUGCUGAUAUUUUGGUCUCCCUUCUGUGGCUCUAACGUGAUUAACCACUUCUUUUGCCACAUGAGGUCUGUGCUCAGGUUGGCCUGCACAGACAGCAAUAUCAUUGGGGUUGUCGUCUCCAUGAUCUCCAUGCUGGGCUUGUUGGGGAGCUUCCUGCUCAUAGUAGUAACAUACUUGCUCAUCCUGGGCACCAUCCUGCGGCUGCCAUCAGCCAGUGGAGAAAGGGAGAAAGCCUUCUCCACCUGCGCUGCCCACCUCACCGUGGUAGUCAUGCAUUUUGGCUUUGCCUUCAUUAUCUACCUCAAGCUCAGCCCACGUGACACACUAGAGGAGGACACACUGAUGUCUGUGCCCUACACCAUUCUCACACCAUUCCUGAGCCCCAUGAUCUUUACCCUGAGGAACAAGGAAAUGAAAAUUGCCCUGAGGAAAGCAUUUAGCAAAAGAAUAUUCUCUUAG
Molecule: messenger RNA, 939 nt
Organism: Alligator mississippiensis (American alligator)
Lineage: Eukaryota; Metazoa; Chordata; Crocodylia; Alligatoridae
Product: olfactory receptor 10X1
Exons: 1
Coding region: 1-939 (312 amino acids)
Biological process (GO): G protein-coupled receptor signaling pathway
Cellular component (GO): membrane
Molecular function (GO): G protein-coupled receptor activity; olfactory receptor activity
Source: RefSeq, a predicted model, not a curated record